CCCCUCCCGGGGCUCAACCCUGACGCCGCGGACACCUGCCCCCAGGCCCUGCAAGCCCCGCCCCCCACUGGCGGCAGCCGGCCCGCCCACCCACGUGGGCCCUCGGGACUGCGGCGGGGACGGCGUCGGGCCAUGGCCGGCGUCCGCAAGCUGGCGCUGGAAGAGGCCCUGGCGCUGGGGCCUGGCUGGCGGCACGCGUGCCACGCGCUGCUCUACGCGCCGGACCCAGGGCUGCUUUUCGGCCGCAUCCCGCUCCGUUACGCGGUCCUGAUGCAGAUGCGCUUUGACGGGCGCCUCGGCUUCCCCGGCGGCUUCGUCAACUUACAGGACACCAGUCUGGAGGCCGGGCUGAACCGCGAGCUGGUCGAGGAGCUGGGCGACGCCGUGGCCGACUUCCGGGUGGAGCGCGCCGACUACCGCAGCUCGCACGCCGGGCCGCAGGUCGUGGCCCACUUUUACGCCAAGCGCCUGACGCUGGAGCAGCUGAUUGCGGUUGAGAUGGGCGGCCCGCGCGCCAAGGACCACGGACUGGAGGUGCUAGGCCUGGUGCGUGUGCCCCUGUACACCCUGCGGGAUGGUGUGGGAGGCCUGCCUGCCUUUCUGGAGAAUUCCUUUAUUGGAACUGCACGGGAGCAGCUGCUAGAAGCCAUCCAGGAUUUAGAACUGGUGGAACCUGGCUCUCUUACAGCCCGUAAGGUCUUCCCUCGCUGGAGGCAGCCCUCCGUGGACCCACGGCACAGGAGAUAAGGACCUUGGUACUAGAAAAGGGAGGCAGGAGCAGGGAAAGCUUUUUCUUCUGGGCAGGGCCUGACAGAUGAUAACAUUAAAAGAAGUAUAUGCAGUAUAUUUGAGCAGAGCCCCCAGCCCAGCCCCACCCCCACGCCCCUGCAACUCAACUUCUGGGGCAGAACUCUGCAGCUCAUCUCAGGGACCUGGCGCCUUCUCAGAGCCCGCCUCUGCCUCUCUACGUUUGCACACACGCGGCACGGGAGCCCCCAGACAUAUGAAUGUAGAGUCUGUGCCCGCACACGAGCUCACGCCUCCCCGAAACCCCCACGUGCAGUUGAAGCAGGAUGUGGCAUGUGCGGGGCCUAGCCUGUCACCGGAGCCACCUUCAUAUUGGGGAGGAGCUUCUGACCCAGGGGAACAUUUCUCCCCACACUCCAUGGCUGCUCUCCAGGGUCUAGUCCAGCCCAUGCUCACUCGGGAGGACAGAGAAGCAGGGGACCCUUUUUUCCCCAUGAAAAUGGUCAUAUCCUUGCCUGGGUAUUGGCAGAAGCCAUAUACCCCUGACAGGCAGGACGGGGUCCUAACCAACAUCCUGCCCUCUCACGAACCUAAGUGGAAGGGGUGAGAGAAAUGGCCUGGUCUCCUUGGAUUGACCUUGGAUUGGGACUACGUCCUGGCGUGUCGCCUCCAAAGCUGUCAUCUGGGACCCUUUACAAUGGGGACAUCAGAAGGGAAGGGACCCAGCCCUGGUAGAGCCCUGACUUAUAGCUGAAGGGCUUAUAGCCGAGCCUCAAAGCUGUUCAGUUUUGGGGUUUUUUUUCAACAAAUACUCUGUACGAGGUACUGGAGAUCUAGGAAUGAGAGCCAUAGCUCUCGUGUUCCACAGGGUGAAAGGGCUAAAAUGACACAUAUUACAGGCUUCGUGAGCUGUAUUGUCUUUGUAGUAUCUGCUCAGCUGAUACUUUCAUUUCAGAAUUAGCAAUGAACAAUAUGUAGAAAGUUCUAAUAAAACUAACUUUAUGAAAGGAGGUGUCCAGCCUGAGGGCAGGAGUGUGCCAACGCUUGCUCUAGAGAGGAAGAUAAGUCAUCAGUUUAAUUACGAUCCUUGUUUACUUGUUUCACAUAUGUCAAUGCUGAGAAGGAAAUAAAAGACUGAUACAGGUCUCA
Molecule: messenger RNA, 1896 nt
Organism: Suricata suricatta (meerkat)
Lineage: Eukaryota; Metazoa; Chordata; Mammalia; Carnivora; Herpestidae
Gene: NUDT16
Product: nudix hydrolase 16
Exons: 3
Coding region: 133-747 (204 amino acids)
Biological process (GO): mRNA catabolic process; sno(s)RNA catabolic process
Cellular component (GO): nucleus
Molecular function (GO): snoRNA binding; phosphodiesterase decapping endonuclease activity
Source: RefSeq, a predicted model, not a curated record